Molecule: messenger RNA, 3839 nt
Organism: Aspergillus sclerotioniger CBS 115572
Lineage: Eukaryota; Fungi; Ascomycota; Eurotiomycetes; Eurotiales; Aspergillaceae
Product: SNF2 family helicase/ATPase
Exons: 5
Coding region: 382-3675 (1097 amino acids)
Molecular function (GO): ATP binding; ATP-dependent chromatin remodeler activity
Source: RefSeq, a predicted model, not a curated record
CUCGUCCAUCACUUGCUCCCUACUCGCCGGCCCCUCCGAUCGGACUGAUCGUUCCAUCCAGGCCGUGCCAUGGAAGGGAUUUGGAUCUGGAUCUGAAGCCGCCAUCUCUCACUUUACGCUCGUCCCUGCGCCACCGGACACCCGCCCUCCGACAGUCCAGUCCAAUCCAGUACAGUUGUAUGCCUGCUCGCUCAGCCUUUCUUCCUCCAUUCCGCCCGCCCGCCCAACUCCAGAACCUCCUCGACCAGUCCACUAUUCUCCUAGAUGUCCUUCCUUCUCCUCCCCCGCCAUCGCCUCAUUCGACCUUGACCUCUGUCUGUGGGUCUACACCAUAGGUUACGUCGCACCCGUGUCUCGGGCACCUGCAUCGUCCACCGAAUCAUGGCCUCCCACGCCGCCAUGCUCCUGGACCCGCGGGCCUACAAGAAACGCCUCCAACAGAAAAACAAGAACAAUGGAACUGCCCAGGAACCCUCGACUCCCCAGCGCGGUGGUGUUGCUGUUCUAAGUCCCCGUCGGAGGCAGCCGUCGCAGAGGGGUAGCCCGAAGUCGAAUUCUAGAUCACUGUCGCGCUCUACAAGGUCGUCGAUCGCCCGGGAUACUGCGAGUUCGUCGCCGCAGCACGAGGCUAGUACGGAGCCAGUGGUGGAGGUGGAAUUUACUAAUGCUCAUCUUGAAGAUGAGCGGAGUGAUGGGAAGAGGGGGUCGGAGCAGAUGGACGAUGCGCGACAUGGGAGCUUGAUUGAAAAUCAGCCAUAUAAGAGGAUCAAGGUGGAUGGGGAUCAAGAUCUGAGGUCAAGGGCUCGGAGGUUUCCGGUGGGAAACACGGGGCUGGGCAAAUGGGUGAAGGAGGGUCGUUCCCAAUCGGAUUCACCCGCGGUGGUGCCGAAUGUUGUCGAUCUGACUACUGAUGCUUCAGCAGCAACAACUGAUGACGAUGAUGUACAGGUUACUGGGUCCAACAACCUCAGUCUCCAGAGGGUCUGCUACGGCAAGAUUGAGAAUGCUACGAUCCAGGCGCAAUUGGUUCCCAAGCCGUCGUCGCAGACCAUGUUUAGCGGUUCCACGCACGACUGGCCUUCGAUGAAGCUUGGGGUGCACCGACAGCCGGGUCAGAAUAAUCGAAUUGAGGUGUCGGAUCCUAACGGGAAAGUCUUUGGACUCGUUGAUGCGAAGACGGCAUCGGUGAUCGUUCCGCUUCUCGACUCGCCGGCGUUAACGGUGAACAUCACGGCUCGAUUGGAUGUGCGGAGAAGAAAGGACGGCGAGUGGCCGUGGGCGCCGUGCUCCAGUAUCUAUCGAGCGUCCGUCAAUCUGUAUGGCCUAAGGAAAGAUGCGGUGGGUGUGGGCAAACAUCUUGGUCAGCAUAAUGUCUGGCUGGGAACGCCAUUCUCGGUGGAGCUGGGCGUGCCCGUGUGCAACCCGCACGCCGAAAGGCGACGAAUCCCUCCGGCUUUGGGGCCUGCGGGGGCCGCGAGAAGCCGAGUGGGAGUCAACUAUGAAGUGCGAACAGCAGAAGAGGUGAAUGACGCGGUGAUGAAGAUGUUCGAUCAGCUGCAGAGCGCUGACAACCUUCCCGAAAUGGAUCCUCCGCCGUCUCUGUCCACGCCGUUAUUGCGCCACCAGAAGCAGGCGCUGUGGUUCAUGACGGAGAAGGAGAAGCCGCGCAAGUUUGGGCCUGAGGAGGCAGACAACAACUCGCUCUGGCGGGUGGACUAUCGCGCGAACGGCAAGAAGAGGUAUCGCGAGGUUAUUAGUGGGACGGUGCUCGACGAGGAGCCCCCACAAAGCUUGGGAGGAUUGCUGGCGGACAUGAUGGGGCUGGGAAAGACAUUGAGCAUUCUGUCGCUUGUUCUUUCUUCGCUGGAGGAGGCGAGCCAGUGGACAGGUCUGAUCCCGGAUCCUGACAUGGUCCGCAGCUUGCCGGGCAUCCGAAAUACCAAGACGACGUUGCUGGUAGCACCACUCAGCGCGGUGAAUAACUGGGUGGCCCAAAUCAAGGAACAUCUCCAGGCGGAUGCUCUGUCGUACUAUGUAUUCCAUGGCUCGUCGCGGACCAACGACGUGGAUGAGCUGUCCAAGUACGAUCUGGUGAUCACUACGUACAGCAUUGUACUCAGCGAACUGUCUGGGCGAGGGGCCAAGCGCGGCGUCAGCCCGUUGACUAAGAUGAACAUGUUCCGUAUUGUUCUGGAUGAAGCGCACACGAUCCGAGAGCAGAGCGCGGCACAGACGCAGGCCAUCUUUAAACUCAACUCCCAGCGGCGGUGGUCCGUGACGGGCACGCCCAUCCAGAAUCGCCUAGAAGAUCUCCUGUCGGUCACCAAGUUUCUCGGGCUCUUCCCGUAUGAUGAUCGCGGGCGAUUCGGGAUUCAUAUCCUUAGUCGCUUCAAGACGGGAGACGCAACCGUGCUGGCCAGCUUGCGGGUGCUUGUGGACUCGUUCACACUCCGCCGGGUCAAAGACAAGAUCGAUUUGCCAGCGCGGCAUGAUAAGAUCAUCAUGCUCACAUUCACAGAGAAGGAGCAGCAGCUGCACGAAUUCUUCCGCAAAGAAUCCAACGUGAUGAUGCGGGUGAUUGCCGGCGAGGAGCAGACUAAGAUGAAGGGCCGGAUGUACCAUCACAUCCUGAAAGCCAUGAUGAUCCUCCGGCAGAUCAGCGCGCACGGCAAGGAGCUUCUAGAACCGGAUGACCGCAAACGCAUCAAGGGCAUGAGUGUGCAUGACGCCAUUGAUCUCGAGGAGGGCGCUGGUGACACGACUGGGGCCACAGACAAAAAGGCGUAUGAGAUGUUCACGCUGAUGCAGGAGUCGUCAGCGGACACGUGCGCUGUGUGCGGGAAACGCCUGGAGGAGCCCAGUUCCGACAACGGACCGACAGACCGACGAACUGCCAUGGCGAUCGUGCUGCCGUGCUUCGAUGUCCAAUGUCCGGACUGUUUCUCGGAUUGGAAAGAUGCCUUCGACAACCCGGGCCCGGCUCACGAUAUCAAAUGUCAGGUCUGCGACGGCUGGAUUCCAGCGUCGUACUCGAUGAUCACUGUGGGCGGACUGCAAGACUAUAUGAUGGACCAGGCGCAGGCCAAGCAGAGCCGACGGCACGGCAAAACGCUGGGGGAGUAUGGAGGGCCGCACACCAAGACCAAGGCGCUGAUGGCGCAGCUACUGGAGAGCGCGGAGGAGAGCCAGGGACAGGACCGGCCAAUCAAGAGCGUGGUGUUCUCGGCGUGGACGUCGCACCUGGAUCUGAUUGAGAUUGCACUGCGCCACAACGGCAUCACCGGGUUCACGCGGCUGGACGGGACGAUGACACUGGCGGCGCGGCACAAGGCGCUGGAGGAAUUCCAAUACAACGACGGGAUCACGGUGCUGCUAGCGACAAUCGGAGCGGGGGGAGUGGGCCUGAACCUGACUUCGGCAUCCAAAGUCUAUAUCAUGGAGCCGCAGUACAACCCGGCGGCGGUAGCACAGGCCGUGGACAGGGUUCAUCGGAUUGGGCAGCAGCGCGAGGUCACGACGGUGCAGUUUUUGAUGAAGGGAAGCAUUGAAGAGAAAAUCUUCGAAUUGGCGAAGAAGAAGCAGCAGUUGGCGGAUCUGAGCUUGAACCGGGGAAAGUUGGAUAAGAAGGACGUACAGGAGCAGCGGAUGCGGGAGUACCGGGGAUUAUUUAAGUGAGUGGAGAUGAUGCGGUGAAUCUGGUUGAUACCCUGGCGUUGGAGUGCAUUUGAUUUAUGCUGCAUUUAUUGCUUUGCUUUACUCUGCUCUUUGCUCUUUGCUGUUCAUCUGGCUACCCAUAUAAUACACGAUAGACCAGUGAUAAUAGAGACGCAAGUCAAUCA